Zophobas morio is the source of this 3013-nucleotide messenger RNA. RefSeq lists its product as uncharacterized. The transcript has 4 exons. The record is from RefSeq and is a predicted model, not a curated record. NCBI's taxonomy places the organism in Eukaryota, Metazoa, Arthropoda, Insecta, Coleoptera, Tenebrionidae. The coding region runs from base 176 to 2896 and encodes 906 amino acids.
UGUAAAUGUAACUUGUUCAAAUAAAUAAAUUCGCAUGGAUUCGUAAUAUACACCAGAUAUACUAAACAAAGUUUCAUUUUUAUUCAAAUAUUUAGUUCGUGUGAUUAAGGAUGUAAAAUUUAGAGUCAACGUAUUUUACUACAGAAGAACGAAAAAAAUUAACCUGUGGGAAAAUAUGGAUCGUCAUGUGAGAUCGGUGUUAAUGAGGUUUAUUGAAAAAGUGCCGCAGGAAGAAACUGCAAUUGAUUUUCACCUCAAAGAACAAAUUAGUCGGGCGAUUCAGUCAUAUGCAUUAGCAAACUUAAAACAGAAAAACCAAAUUGUGAAGAAAGAUGACAACAUAUUGUUACAUCAAGCAACAGGAAAAUUGGAAAAUUUGUUAACAGAAGAAAAAGGAUACGAACGCACCAAAAUGACAACGAAAGAAAUGAAGCAAUAUCUGCUGGGACUGGAAAAAGUUAUUAAAAAAACUAAGUCAGAAGAAUAUGCAGCAGUUAUGGCGAGGGCCCUAAAUUAUGCCAAAAUCAUAGACAAAAUUCUGCAUUUAAAAGAUCGAAAUCACAUAGCGACCUUCUUUCUACGAUUAUAUGUACGCGUUCCACCAACGAGAAUUUCAAAAGUUAUCGAUGAUUCGUUGACUAAACUUGAGGGCGUCCAUGAUGACUUAGGCAGAUUUAGUAUUAAGAAUUUUAAUCAGUUGGCUAUGCAAAACAUGAAAAAUAAACUGGCCGAAGUUAUAAAAGUGGUGGACGCUAUAAAGCAAACCUGUAACAAAAUAGUGAAAAACAUAGAGGAAAAGACUAUUGGAGAAAAUCCCGAACACCUUUCUAACACUGAAAUUGAAAAACACCACACACCAGUACCUAGUCUACAACACCAUGUUGCGGAAGACACGCGCAAAUCAGACAAAGAAAAGUUGUUUCGUUCGAGAAAUCGUCCUAUUAAAAGCAACACGACACAGAAAAGAGGCGAAGAAAUCAUUACCAGAACCAACACAACACCGAAAAUAAUUGAACAAUUCACCGCCAAAAGCAACACGACACAGAAAAAAGGCGAAGAAAACAUUACUAGAAGCAACACAACACAGAAAAAAAGCGAAGAAGUCACCAGUAGAAGCAACACAACACAGAAACGAACUGAACAACUCACCACCAAAAGCAACACAACACAAAAAAGAAACGAUAAACUUAACCAGAACACUGACUCUAUUUCAGAAAAUUUGAGGCAAGCGAAUGAAAUUGACACUCUUUUGUACAGAACAGGGAACAAAAUAUCUGAAAUUGUAAAGGCAAAUGAAGACUUCCUCAAAAAGAAAACCAAAUUAGAAUUAGAACUGCAACGUUUAAAGGAAAUUAGCUGUGUUAAUAACACCACCAAAGUAAAAGUGAGUCGGGUUGUAAACCAAACAUCGGGAUUUAUUUUGGUAGAAGGUAUGCAUCAUUUGAGAGAGAAGUUGGAAGUGAUAGAGGACUAUAAAAGUUAUGCACGACAGUUUGCUUAUCCGAAGCGAAUUAAAAUGUACGAUGUCAAAAAGAACGAAAUAACUUCGGUAGGUAAGGGUCUGAAGUACUUGGCGGAAGAAAAUUUUCUCUUUAACACAAGAAUAAAACUGAUGGAACAACGAGUUCAACAAGCUUUAGUCCUGUUGGAACAGAGAGCUACUAAAAACGACCGAACUAUUUCUGAACUAGAAUAUCUAAACACAAUAAGGCAAGAAAUUUUAGACACAGAAAAAAGCAGAGCCAUACAAUUUUAUAAGUUUAAUGAAUUUCGAAAGCAAAUUCAAACGAUAGACGAUUCCAGUUUUAGAGUAGUUCAGAAGAAACGGGAAGUUUUGCAAGAACUACACGAUUUUGAAUUACGAAUUUAUAGAAAUUAUUACCCAAAAAUUGCAUCUGCUGUAGAAGAACAUCUACGGGCUUACGAAUCGUUGAUAGAGCAAAUCAAUAGUUUAAAUAAAAGCGAAAAAUAUCUGACAAGUCAAGCAAUUACGGAUGGCCGAAUGGCAAUGAUGUCACUGAUAAAAAGCAAGAUUGACCUGCAAAGCGUUAAAGGUUUUCAACAAAUAUUUGGAAUUUUUUUUAACCAAAUGGACCAACUGUCACAACGAAGACAGACCCUUCAUACAUUAUUCUCAGAAAUGCAAACUAUUAACAACGAUCUACAAGAACUGUCAAGAGCAAAUGUUUCAAACACAGAAAAAACCAGAACCUUGAAUGAGUUUGAAGAAAGAGUAAAAUCGUUCAAGGUCCACACUUCAAGGACAGAUGUGUAUGAAAAAGUUCUACAACUUCAACUAAACAUAAGAGCUGAAAGAGCGAAAAUCGAAUUAAAUGAACACCUUAACUUAAGGGUUAAUAAACUUAAAACAAGCAUUAAAACUAUAAAUCUUUUCAGUGCUAGUAGUGAAUCGUUUAUGACAAUGUUCGAAGAGAUUCUUACUUUAAAAGAACGCAUUGACGAUAUGCCUAAGGGAAACAGAGAUCUGGAAAUUCAGAAGAAAACGACGUUGGAACAGUUGUUCUCCUUGUUGGGCACCGUCGAUCAAGAUUUGGCAGAAGCUGCGUUUUCAAAGAGACAAUUCGAGAAUGUUAUAAAUGUGGAAAGUUACUUCAACAAAUUUGAAUUUGACAACGUGUCUAAUAAGGAGAGUGUGCCGUUCGUUCGUAACAUUUGUUCCCAUGCAAGAACAUUUGAAGAUAUUAUCGACUGUUAUUUUGGCAGCAGAGAAUCUGUCGAUUAUUACAUAAUUCACGAAAACUUGUCGCGUUGUUUGGAUGAACUAGAUCAGUUGUUAUGUGACGAUGAUAUCCUUUUGGCCGAAACUGUAAAAGCGAUGAAUUAUAUUAAAAAACUAAAGUCGCAGUUGCUUAAUAAUGCCUACUGCUCUGAUUGAAGUAGAAAUUUUGUUGUAAAUAUGAGUAUGUUGUAAGACCGAUUAGUUUAAGUUGUUGCCCAUUCGGAAUACACUUUAUUAAUACUCUAAUAUUGAUUAAAAGCAUAUUAGGAAUGA